AUGGAUGCGAUGGAGAACUACGAUGCCGAUAAACUUCAUGCAUUGAUACGUAAACCCGAUGUUAUUCGCAACAUUGCUGUCUUGGGGCACAUCGGUCACGGCAAGUCUACCCUAGUGGACUCAGUAUUGAUGAAAGCAGGCGUAAUUGCGACGGCCCGAAAUCAUUCCAGCUUGACUGAAGGUGUUAACGAGGAUACAUGUAGCGCGAAUUCCAGGCUAGCUGUGUUUUCCUUUCUGGGUCACAGUCAAGACGAUACAGAAAACAACAGGGAUAUAGCGCCAAAUCCAGACGGAAACGAGGUUUUAGUCAACAUCAUCGACACCCCAGGACAUGCAGACUUAUUUGCAGAAGUUAGUGCUGCCAUAACCGUAACAGAUGCCGCGAUUAUGACUGUCGAUGUUAUUGACGGCGUCCGGAUGCAGACAGAGACUAUUCUCCGUCACGCUCUGAUGAAAGGUGUCAAGCCGGUUAUAAUGAUGAAUAAACUCGAUCUUGCUCUCUUAGAGACACAAGUCACCAAGGAGGACCUUUAUCAAUCACUCUCCAGAAAUAUUGAACUAAUUAAUGCCGCCAUGCCCUCUCUGCCGGGCAUCGCUAUCGGUCCAGUCCAGGUAUCUCCCAACAAGGGUUCGAUAGCUUUUGGUUCAGGUUUGUACAACUGGGCUUUUACUCUCGAUCAAUUUGCUGCAAAAUAUGCAGCAAAAUUUGGGAUUGACAGGGCUAAGGUGACAAAGCGCCUUUGGGGUGAGCACUACUUUAACCCUUACACGAAAACCUGGGUCAAGGAACCAUACUAUGACGGCAAACCUCUUGAACGCUCAUUCAACAAAUUUAUCUUGGACCCCAUCUUCAAAAUUCACGCCGCUAUCAUGCAUGGUUCAGCUGCUGAUAUUGCCACCAUCCUUGAUAGGCUACAGAUCGAACUUAGUCCUAGUGAUAGAAGUAGGGAGGGUAAGGAACUGCUGAAAGUAGUUAUGAAGUCAUUUCUCCCAGCAGCUGAUGCUAUAAUGGAUAUGAUAAGAAUUCAUCUUCCAUCGCCAGCAACGGCGCAGAAGUAUCGCACUGAGCUAUUAUAUGACGGAAGCAUGGAGACUGAUGCGGCAAUUGGGGUCGUCAAAUGCAGCGCGACGUCCCCCUUGGUGAUUUAUAUUUCGAAAAUGAUCCCUACAUCUACACCAGGCACCUUUUAUGCGUUCGGUCGCGUCUUUUCUGGGACAGCCAUGUCGGGGCUACCUGUCGAAAUCCAGUGCCCCGAUGGUAGUCCCAGCGGACGGACUGACCAAUUUCGCAGCACUAUUAGUCAACUUUUCCUCAACGUUGGAACAGAGUUUAAACGCGUCAACAAGGUAUCAGCAGGAAACCUGAUAGCCUUGUCUGGCUUUGAUCAAUACCUUCUACGUUAUGGCUUAAUUACCACCGGCGACAUCGGACUGGCUGCUAAAGCUGCGCGGCGGACUGCACCGAUGACUCUUCAAUACUGCGUUCAGACAGCAAAUGCCCAAGACCUGCCAAAGCUAGUCGAGGGGCUCAAAUGUCUCUCCAAAUUUGAUAAUGAUGUUCAAACAAGCGUUUCUGAGUCUGGCGAGUACAUUAUUGCGGGACGAGGAGAACUUCAUUUGGAAAUUUGCUUACAGUACCUCAAGAAACAGUGCUCUGAGGCCACCCUCGUUGUUUCUGAACCUACAACACAGUAUCAAGAAACUGUGCAACAAGUCUCCAGUAGAGUCGCGCUCUCUAAGAGUCCAAAUAAGCACAGUCGUCUAUAUAUGACUGCAGAACCAAUGGGCGAGAAAUUAUUAACCGCUAUUGAAAACGGCGUGGUCUCCGCCAGCGCCGACUACAAAGUCCGUGCAUCUAGUCUAGCGAAAGAAUUUAAUUGGGAUAUCAUCGACGGUCAAAAGAUUUGGGCCUUUAGCCCAGCCUACGUUGGUGCCAACUUGCUAGUUGACCAAACCAAGCAGGUCCAGUAUCUUUACGAGAUUCGCGACUCUGUUACCGCCGGAUUCCAAUGGGCUACACGUGCAGGUCCGAUAGCCGAGGAGCCUAUUCGGUCCGUUCGGUUCAAUCUUAUCGACGUUGUACUCAAUUCUGAUGCUAUUCAUCGCGGUGCCGGCCAGAUUAUGCCUACUUCUCGCCGCGUUUUAUAUGCCUCAAUGCUUCUCGCCAGUCCGGCCCUGUUGGAACCUGUAUAUAUUGCAGAUAUCCAAGUUCCAAGAGACGCUAUGUACGCAGUUCGUACAACUCUCUCGCGACGUCGCGGUUGUAUCUUGUCAGAACAGGAGCAUUUUCUUGAGAAUAUUUUCAAUGUAAGAGCUUCUCUACCGGCUAGCGAGACCCUUGGCAUUAGGGAGGAGCUAGCAUCAAACCUGUCUUUUGCACAGCUUGCAUUUAGUGGUUGGCAAAUAUGUCCUGGCUCGCCUCUGCACGCCGAGACGACUGCAGGAAAGGUUGUCGCUGCAAUACGUAAACGAAAGGGUAUUAAAGAUGAUAUCCCUAUCGUUGAUAUGUUUGACGAUAAAUUAUAG
Molecule: messenger RNA, 2526 nt
Organism: [Torrubiella] hemipterigena
Lineage: Eukaryota; Fungi; Ascomycota; Sordariomycetes; Hypocreales; Clavicipitaceae
Source: the annotation of a GenBank genome assembly